This is a messenger RNA of Aspergillus calidoustus, 1557 nucleotides long. NCBI's taxonomy places the organism in Eukaryota, Fungi, Ascomycota, Eurotiomycetes, Eurotiales, Aspergillaceae. The record is from the annotation of a GenBank genome assembly.
AUGCGCGAAGCUACUUCUCUCUUCUCUAACGCUACCCCGAUUUCUUACCUGCGUAUGCGCUCAGUUCACCCGACUCUCCAACGGUGUGGUCGAAGACCAGGCUUUUUCCGGUGCCUGUCGACUGAGUCGAACUCAAUUCCUCCGCGCAAUGGCCGUUUGACAAUUCCCGGGAACCGAUCCGGCCUUUAUGGCAUCAACAAUGCACAAUCCACCAGCUCAGAUUAUCUGCUGUCGCCAUCAUCGGCUUCAUUCUCUACCUCCUCUAAAGUAUCCGACCAGGGAGACUGGGACGCGAAUCCGAACUUGGCCAUAUCACAGUUCUCGGAGCUCCCUUCGAAAGACUUUGGGAUCAACCAGCACAUGAUCAUCAACCAAGAGUUCAAAGAAGCAUUGCGACAGAUUCUCUGGCAGUUCAAAGCACCAAUUCGAUAUGCUUUCGCAUAUGGAUCCGGCGUGUUCCCGCAGCAUGGGAGUGCGUCCGGUUCCGAGCAAUGCCAUCCGUCAGCGCCGGCGGCAAUCCAAAAUAUGCAACAGGGAAAGGGGAAGAUGAUAGAUUUUAUCUUCGGCGUGUCUUACUCUCAACACUGGCAUGCUUUAAACCUUUCGCAACAUCGCGAUCACUACUCAGGCGUCGGCGCCUUGGGAUCUUACAUGGUCUCUCAAGUGCAGGACAGAUUCGGCGCUGGUGUUUACUUCAACCCUUACGUCACGGUCAAUGGCACAUUGAUAAAGUAUGGGGUCGUUAACAUCGAUACUCUGUGCAAUGAUUUGAGUCAAUGGAACUCACUGUACCUUGCUGGCCGCCUGCAGAAACCAGUCAAGAUUCUGCGAGAUCAUCCUAAGGUCCGGCUAGCGAACCAGAUGAACCUCCUGUCUGCUGUUCGGGUAGCUCUACUGCUGAUGCCGGAAGAAUUCACGGAGUUCCAACUUUACAGCACUAUCGCCUCAAUCAGCUACAUGGGUGAUCUCCGCAUGGCAUUACCGGUAGAGGAUCCGCGGAAAGUUAACAACAUUGUCUCAUCACAAAUGGCGAACUUCAGACGGCUAUAUGCUCCGCUUAUUGAAAAUUUGCCCAACGUCGUCUUCAACGACAAACGCUGCACUAAAAACGAUUGGAUCGAUGACCCUGAAGCCAACGUGCGACUUUCCCAGGACAUGGAUCCGGUAAAGCGCGGCAAUAUGGUGCGUCGACUACCUGAUUCGUUCAGGGAGAAACUAUACUUCCAGUACCAGACACGCUUCCAGAUUCCUCGAGCAGAAUUCAUGAAGAUGAUGAAAGAGAGCAGUGAUAACAACCCGGAACAAAUUCGCCGGCGCCAGGGUGGAAAGUUCGAACAGCGCAUUGCCAGCGACAUGGGUCUCAACAAAGAGGUUCAGGCCGCAAUCACAAAGACUAUCCGAUGGCCAAGCUCCGUAGAGACGGUUAAAGGCCUGUUUACCGCGGGGGUUAGCAGAACCUGGCGGUACCUCAAGGCGAAGCAAGACAAGUGGCGCAAUUCGGGCAAGAAAACGAAAGAGUCAAGCGGAGAUCCUCCGAAGAACUCAAAGCAAGAAUAG